UGGUGACCGAGAGUGUGAGUGCACGGCAGGAUGUUGGAUAAGAUGGAGCUUACAGGAGGAACUUUAUCUGUUCAAUCCUCCAAAACAUAAAACAGCCAUAUAUUUCUCUCUAUCUGCACUUCGUACACGAAAAAGGGACUGUUGUCGCUUUGAAUCGGCAGCUUUGGUUUGAGUUGUUUAUAUCCCUCGAGUGGAGCCGAAUGUUGGUGGAUAGUGGCGCAGGUUGUGCACACAGGCGCGGAUAGUAGAGAGACGGGAGACGGGCUUGGCAGGUAGACGGUUACCGUAUACCGUAGGGGGAUGUUAUCUGUACUUUCAUACGGCAGAAUUGUUGCCAGGGCUGUCCUGGGCGGACUCUCGCAAACCGACGGCAGAGACUACAGACUGGUCACGGCGAGCUGCGGAUUCGGGAAGGACUUUCGGAAGGGGAUCCUGAAGAAAGGCAUGUGUUACGGCGAUGAUGCCUGUUUUAUUGCCCGGCACAGGUCCGCUGAUGUCUUGGGUGUUGCGGAUGGUGUGGGGGGCUGGAGGGACUACGGUGUGGACCCGUCCCAGUUCUCUACCACUCUGAUGAAGACUUGUGAACGGCUCAUAAAGGAGGGCCGCUUCACACCCAGCAACCCCGUGGGCAUCCUCACCUCCGGCUACUAUGAACUUCAGCAGAACAAAGUGCCACUGCUGGGGAGCAGCACAGCUUGUAUAGUCGUCCUGGACCGUAGUAGUCACAGGAUACACACAUGUAACCUAGGAGACUCAGGUUUCUUGGUGGUUCGGGGCGGAGAGGUGGUCCAUAGGUCAGAUGAGCAGCAACACUACUUCAAUACCCCCUUCCAGCUGUCCAUUGCACCGCCAGGGGCAGAGGGCGUCGUGUUGAGUGACAGUCCUGAGGCGGCAGACAGCUCCUCCUUUGAUGUCCAGUUGGGGGACAUUAUUCUGACCGCAACAGAUGGCCUCUUUGACAACAUGCCUGACCACAUGAUCCUACAAGAGCUCAAGAAACUCAAGAACACCAACUAUGACAGUGUUCAACAGACUGCCCGCAGCAUUGCUGAGCAGGCUCAUGAGUUGGCCUACGACCCCAAUUACAUGUCUCCUUUCGCUCAGUUUGCCUGUGACAAUGGUCUGAAUGUAAGAGGGGGAAAGCCUGAUGACAUCACUGUGCUGCUGUCCAUUGUGGCAGAAUACACAGACUGAGCAUGCUCAGUGGAGUGUACACAUGUGUCUUCCACUUCCAUUGAGUAUUGCACUGCUUCCCAUCUCCCAGUACCCAUCACCCUUUCCAUUUUUCCAUUUCUUGAGUCUAUCUCCAGUUAACGCAUGGAGGAUUGCAUGAACUCGCUGGUGUAGGUGGUGCUAAGUGGUACAAAGAAGUCUACAAUCAGUCCAGAAUUGAUGACCUCACUCGUGGCCAUAAAGAGUGUGGGAAUCAUUCACCCAUCUUCAACCUGUGUUGUAUCUGAGUCAUUUUAGAUGGGCCUUUUAGCAAAAAGUCAUACAUUAUACAAAUUAAGUUGUUUCUAAUGGAAGGAGCUGCUAAAAGUUGUUGAAACUGGCGCAAAUGAAAAGUGAAGUAUGUCUAUUGAUGUUUUGUUGUUAAAUGGUGGGUUGUCUACUUCUUGAGAGCAAAAUGAAAGAGUUUCUCUGAAAGGGUUAGUUCAUCCAAAAAGGUUUUUUUGUCUUUGAAGCGGGGGUUUUCUAUAUUAAUGUAUAAUAAUUGUCGUGUAUGUCAUCUGUCGACUUUGGUUAAGCUGUAAUGGAAAGUAGGUUAGAGUUCAGAUGGAGGACUGGCUGAUUUAAACUUGUUUGGAAAUGCAAGUGCUUCAAGAGAGGCUAGUUAUUUCAAUUUAAAACACAAACCUGCCGCUAGAGUGAUAAGACCUUUAUGUUCACCGUCAUAUGCAGUCAGGUCUUGGUAAAUAGCUUGUAAGUCCAAAGGCAAAAAGGAGACUGGAUGGAAUGUACCGCUUGUGUUUGAUUAUACGAGAUAGAAACUGUACACUGCAUGGACGUCAUGCCAGAUAAAGUCACAAUCUGCUGAUGCAAAGAUACACUUGCCAUGGGGGACAGUGGAUGUUGACUGUGAAUGUGUAUUGGAUGUAUAUUUACAUGACUUUACUUUUCAACCCUUGAGUUUCGAAGUCUACAUGCACAGAUGGCUAGCAACAGGAAAUGCUUUUUCAUGAAAUUGAAAGGUCAAGUAUAUAAAUAAAGGUUUUAUUUUUAUAAAUAUUUAGGUUCUAUUGGACAAGCUUCAAAAGAAGGCAGACGUUAGCUAAUGUUGGUCUUUAUGGAUAGACUGUAAGGCCUUUUGGUAUUUUCUGUGCUCCCUAGAAAAGCUUGUUUUUUAACCGUUUGAAGGGUAUCUAAAGCCCCCUCCCCCCAGUGUCACUCUAGAUUUUUUCCAGAGAACUUUUUCACAUUAAUUUGCUGCUGUAAUUUGUAAAUUAUAAAUGUAUGAGCGACUACAUUAUUUAUAUGAAUGUGUGUACCUGUACAAUAAACAUGGGUGAGCUUAUGACGUUUUUUCUUUCGCAAAAGCAACAAUUGAAGCAGACGGUGGGGUGUGAUUGGCUUGCAGUCUUUUCCGCUUUGACCUUUCGAUAAAAUAGAAGCCGUUGUACGAAAUGCAUAAAGCAUUGUCAUAAUUUUUGUCCAAUUUUUUGUAAUUGGGAAAACAUGAAGCAAUACGUUAAUCUAAAAUAUGUAUUUUUUUUCCCUGUCAUUUAAGGCUGAGUUUUUCAUUUUUGUUUAUGAGAUCUGUCAAACAUUGUGCAUGCCCAGGAUGGCCAACCUCGGUCCAGUAUGUAUUCAAUUGGUUAAAAAUGAAGUAUAUCCCACAAAUGAAUGGCAUAUGCUUUAAUUUUCAGUAUACUGUAUAACUAAACACUUGUACAGUACCUGUAACUCAACAUUUAGAUGUUUGGAAAGGUUUGCUAUCCUAUUCCCUACAUAGGCCUGGUCCUAGUUCUCCAGUUACAGAUGGAGAAGACCAUGAGCCCUCAAAAUUUGUGCCUGCAUCAGAAUUAGAUCAGAUCUGUGGUCUCUUAUCAUGUGUAAUGUCUUGUGGUAAUCUUGUGAUAAAUGUAUUGUGUAAUCAGUAAAUAAAACCAAAGCAGGAAAGCCAUAAGACCAGCAUAAACAAGGUGUUUUCACCCAUCAUCUAUCUCACCCUAUCACUGUCAACUACAAAGACUACAAUCAAAGCGUUAAAUGUUGAGAUUUUCUAAUUAAACCACCACACUGUCGUAUGUCUGCUUUUUUUCUAGAUGUAUGAGUAAUCUUUAAUUUUGAAAAAGAUUGUUGUGAACUUGACAAAAUGUGUGAUCUAGUUUGAAGAUGUUCUUUAGCUGUCUUUUUAUGUUAGUGAAAUGUGACGUAUGUAAUUUCUGCACCUCUAGUGGCACCAAACAGAACUGCAAUCAAUUUGUCAAAAUCGCAUUCAUGCACCAUGCAAACACACACACACACACACACACACACACACACACACACACACACACACACACACACACACACGCGACCCAUGUUUAUUGAUGGCAAUGACAGUGAAAAACCUUUGGCGCUCACCUGUUAAAGGGUAAAGACCACGCCUUCUCAUGAAUAAUAUCGAGAACACCCAUGACAUAGAUUUGCUGAAAUUCAGUGGAAAUUUAUUUCCUAUAGAAAUUUAAAUAUUCACAUUAUCUUCCCUUGUGUGCAAGACUUAUAUUCCUGUUAGCAUUUCAAAAAAUGUGUUGUAGUUUUUCAUGACCCUUUAACAGGUUGCUCCAUAGCAACAUUGUCUGAACCAAUGGCAUGAGUUUGAGAGUUUGUCACUAGAGUUUGAACUAAAUUACUUAUUAUAUUAUAAUUAUUGCAAUAGUUUUUAAUAAAGAAUGUAACUGUUUGUUGAACAUUGGUGUCUUUAGCUAGACCGCUUCACAUCAUGCCUAAGAAUACCCCUUACCUGUGGUAUAUUCACUGUGAUGUAUUGCUGUUACUUUUGCAAUCUGUUUGGUGCCACUAGUGGUGUUGAAAUCCCACACUACACCAUUAAUCAGUGUCAUUGCAUGAGAUGAUGUUACUGAACCGGUUUUGUAACUGGAGUUUUGCCACUUUCUCCUUUCGGCCCGUCCAAAUCCAAUCAGCUGUCCUGAUGUCAAAAACAGUGCAGUUUUACUACAUUACAGUCAUUUCAUAGAGUUACAGAUCUGCCUCUCUGAGUAGAGCUGAUAAUGUCUGAAUGCUAAUCAAAUUUGAGUCUGUUUCACCGUGUGUGAACUUAAGACAAAAGUGUCUCCCUCACACACACAUACGCCUUAAAGUCUCAUACCGUCCCCUCCAGAGGCCUUUUUGUGGAAAAGCUUGCGUGUCUUGUAUGGGUGUUGCUUAAAGCAGUUUGUGUCCUCUGGUUGUACCAUGUCUGUUCCCUCUUUUUGUUUGAUCGUUUCUAUGGUGCUUCUGCAGUCAAGAUGAGUCUCUGUUUCUAAAGCAGACAAUGUUUGAAAGCGAACUACACUUUUUGUGUGUACAGUGUAACAAUGGAAGAAUAGGUCCUGUAAAUAUAUUUUCCAAGUUGUAAAAUAUUUAAAUAAAAAAUAUAUAGUAUUUAUACUAAAA
Molecule: messenger RNA, 4599 nt
Organism: Xyrauchen texanus (razorback sucker)
Lineage: Eukaryota; Metazoa; Chordata; Actinopteri; Cypriniformes; Catostomidae
Product: protein phosphatase PTC7 homolog
Exons: 6
Coding region: 301-1194 (297 amino acids)
Source: RefSeq, a predicted model, not a curated record